UCGAACUGGUUCUUCAUCUACGAUUCACGUGCCUGUGCCUCUGUAUUCGUAUCGCGGAUAACUUCUACGCUUCACAGACUAGUCCUUCAUUUCUCCAGUUCUCCUCCUCUCCCUCGCAAGUUAUUUGAUCAUCUGAUCCUUCAAUCUCUUUGUUUUCUCGUCAGCAGAUUCUAAUCGCGUAUAUCAUCGGAUGUUCGAAUAACGAUAUCAGUCGUCUUUGUUUUUUCUUCGUUUUAAUGAUAACAAUUAAUUAGGUUUCAUCCGUUAAUGACGAAUUCCAAGUCCUCUGACGAAGAUUCUGUUCUUGCAAAUUCAAGAAAGGGUUUCUUUUCAAAAAUCAAUCUCCAAAGCUUAUCUGGUAAGUAUAACUCAAACACCCUUUGAAUUCUCAUAAACGGAUAUCCAAUUUCUUUUCUUUUCCUUUUGCAAAGUAAGUUAUGAGUUUGUCCGAUUUGGAAAAUGGUUUCUUCCCUGAGGAAGUGGUUCUUCAAAUCCUUGCUAGAUUGCCAAUCAAAUCCCUAUUUAGAUGCAAAUCCGUUUGUAAGCUUUGGUAUAGAUUACCUUCUAACAAGUAUUUCAUUCAACUCUAUAACGAAGUAUCAUCUAAGAAUCCAAUGGUCUUAGUUGAGCUCAUAAAAUCCUUUUAUGUCAAAUCCAGUUUUAUCUGUGUAGACAGACUCAGAGGUGUUUCUGAGUUCUCUCUGGAUUUCUUGAAUGAUAGAGUGAAAGUCAGAGCUUCUUGUAAUGGCUUGCUAUGUUGUGCUAGCGUGCCAAACAAGGGUGUUUAUUAUGUUUGUAAUCCACUGACCCGGGAAUUCAAGUUGCUACCCAGGACUAGAGAAAGGCCGAUGACUCGAUUUCAUCCUGAUGAUGAGGCUACCCUUGUUGGAUUAGCGUUCAAUGUAUCUAAUCAGAAAUUUAAUGUUGUUUUAGCGGGGUUUUACCGGCCAUUUGGACAUAGGCCACUUGAUUCUUUCGUUUGCGUGGUUUUUGAUUCGGAAACCAAUACUUGGAGGAAGUCUAUCUCGUCUCGAAGCGAUGAAUUUACACAUAUGAACAGGAAUCAAGUUGUGUUCGCCAAUGGGUCAUUGCACUGGUUGACAUACAGUUGUUUGUAUAUCCUUGUGUUUGAUUUGGAUAAUGAGGUUUGGAGGAAGAUUUCACUGCCAGGUGAGGUAAUUGCUCGGUCUGGAAACAGGGUUCAUUUGUUGGAGUUGGAUGGAUCUGUGUCCAUAAUUCAGAUUUCAGAGGCUUGGAUGAAUAUAUGGGCGUUGAAGAAUUAUGAAAGAGAGGAAUGGUGUACAGUGGACAAAGUGAGCCUUAGGUGUAUUAGAGGACUUGUCCCAAGUGUUUUCCCCAUAAGUCAGACUAGCGAAUUUGUGUUCUUAGCAACCCAAAGACAGAUCUUGGUGUACCAUCGGAAUAGUCGAGUUUGGAAGGAGAUGUAUUCUGUGAAGAACACUUUCUCCUACCCUUUGUGGUUCUCUGCACAUGCUUUUCGAAGCACACUUUUCUCUUGUCAUCAAGGCCUGGAUUAUUCUUGAGAAGUUUGUUUUAGCUUUGUUUGGAAGACAUUGUAAAUAGCUUUUGUGACCAAUACUGUAAAUUUCAAUAUUUAUGCUUCUUGAUCUUUUCCACUAAUGUUUAUGAGGUUUAUGACCUUUUGAUAUUUACCUUUUUUCUUGGAUCUUUUCUUUGAUAAUGAUAACCAAACACUACAAUUUAAAGUAUUCACUUCUGUA
Molecule: messenger RNA, 1742 nt
Organism: Nelumbo nucifera (sacred lotus)
Lineage: Eukaryota; Viridiplantae; Streptophyta; Magnoliopsida; Proteales; Nelumbonaceae
Product: F-box family protein
Molecular function (GO): protein binding
Source: RefSeq, a predicted model, not a curated record